Molecule: messenger RNA, 6522 nt
Organism: Oppia nitens
Lineage: Eukaryota; Metazoa; Arthropoda; Arachnida; Sarcoptiformes; Oppiidae
Exons: 6
Coding region: 130-6468 (2112 amino acids)
Biological process (GO): signal transduction
Source: RefSeq, a predicted model, not a curated record
UUUUUUGGUUUAAAUAUUAGUCUCACUAUUGAAAAGCUUUACCACAAAGUUUACAGUCAUUUGUGUGGUUUGAUUGCAUACAAGUAGACCACAAAUACCAUACAAUUUGAAUAUUGAUUUUCAUCAGCAAUGAUAACCACAACAACAACAUCGACAUCGAUGACCAAACUUUUUCUAUCGGUAAUCGUAUUAUUGGUGGCCAUUGUUAGUGGUCAACAACAACAAGAAGAAUAUGUUGAGCCGGCCAUCAAUGAUGAAGAUGACAUUCAAUCGUUGUUUACCACUGAUGAUCAACAAUUGGAUUUCAUCGACAAUGUGGCUAAAGAUUAUUUAAGACAACUGAAAAUAGCGCACAAUUUAGUCGACGGCGACAAUGGUUUGGAUGAGACAUCGGGUUUGAAUCGUCACAAGCGUUCGCCACUUCAGUCGCCGCCUAUCGUCGGAAGCGAUUGGUUUGCCGACAAAGGUGUGCACCGAUUGCGAGCCAUUAUACCGCGUAUGCCUACCUGUGAUCAUCCGAUUGACUUUACGACCAUCAGCUUCAAUAACCAGACAUAUGGCAUAUGCGUUUCGCAGCCGACCGGCAACCGUAAGGCCAAAGUGAGCGUCGGUCCGCUAACACCGGUCGGAUGGCAACGCAAUCAAAUGACAACUUGGGAUCUAUCGAUACCGCAAAAAGUGGUUGCAUUUGUCGACAAAGAUAAGGAUCUGAAUGAAGAUAAUCUCUUUGUUUUGGUGGCCGAUGUAGGCAAUCGCGAUGGUACUAACGUGUUGGCCAUAAAUAAAUUUAAUCGUAAAGUAACUAAAGAGCAUCACACUGUUAACAGCAAAUACCCGACGGCAAUAUCUAUGUGGAGGUCGCCGACUGACAAUUCGCAUCAUUUAGCAAUCGCUAACUCGUACGGACCCGAAUCGGUAAAAAGUUUUAAAUCGGAAACCUAUACGUAUACCUGGACGGGAACCUAUUUCGAUCGGUAUUCGGAGAUGACCACCUAUUUUGUUAAAGAUAUCUGCGCUUUCAAUAUACACAGUUACGAAUAUCUGGCCGUUGCCAACCAUAAGGCCGGUCCCAACAAUAUGGAAGUCGAUUCUGAGAUAUUCCGUUUGGAUAUCGACACGAAAAAGUGGCGUUCAUUUCAGCGAAUACGUACGUUCGGUGCCAUCGAUUGGGAGUUUUUUACGUUCGGCUCAGGUCACCAUAGAGAGUAUUUUCUGGCCGUUGCCAACAAUUUCGAUAUGAGACACGGAAAACCCAAAUACGAUGUCAAUUCGGUGAUCUACAAGUAUUCUGACGACAAAUUUGUUCCGUUCCAGUGUUUGGCAACUGUUGGCGCCACACAAAUCAAAACAUAUACCGGUCCCGAUGGCCAGUUUGUGCUGGCCGUGGCCAACAUGCAUCAGGCCGUACAUUUAUAUCAGUACAAUGGAUGGCAUUUUGUGGAAACUUCGGUUCAAUAUACGAGUGGUGUUAUGAGUCCAGGAGUGGUAUCACUUCAUUACGCUUAUCUAUCCUUUGAACGAACCGGUGUUCUAUUUGUUAGUAAUCCGCGCCAUCCGUCCGGUCAUAUGUUUCGGCUCGAGUUUGUCUACGAGAAUCCAUUGGGUGAAUGGCAUAAACAGAGUCUAGGCUGGUGUGAGGCCACUGAACAACAGGUCAGACAAUUUGGUGUCGAAACGUUGAUGCCAUUGCUGAAGGAUACGUUUUUUGUCGACCAAAUCGAGCCGAUAGUUAUCAAUGAUGAUCUUGUUUUGUCCGAUCUUGACAUCGGUUCACUGACCACACCCGUUAUUGUUGAUGCAUCCAAUGGCGAUGAACUAAGUCAUCGAAUAAUUGACGAAUUGGUCAAAUUGGAUGAGGAGAUCACCAAAGCUCACGCACAAUUAGGUCAGCUCAUUGACCUGUUAUCCAAUGCCAUGCGUACCGAUGGCGACCAAAUUAUUACUGCACCGCAAACGUUCAAAUCGGCUACUUUUGAAUGUCGGCCAGAUAUGGACUGUUAUUUUCAACGAAUCGACACCAAAGUCCUCAACAACGAUAACAUUGAAGGAUUGGCCGCAGAUAUUGUACCGCUAAAUGUCGACCAAAAUAUUCAACAGCCGAUGCACUUUCAACACAUGAAAGUUGACAAUAAUAUCAUAUUAAAUGGUUUGCUAAAUGACGUAAACACCGAUACUAUUGUCACUAGAAGUGGUAAUCACGAAAUAUUGGCGCCCAAGACAUUUGCCAAAGAUUUGAACGCUAAACAAGUGGUUGUAUUGAAUCGAAUAAAUGAACAAAUUAUAAAUCCAUCAACAGUUUUGUUGACAACUGGCGACCAAAUUAUCAAUAAUAGUAUUACAUUUAAAGCUGGUGUACGUCUAAACAGUCUUCGUGUGAACGGACCGGUCAAUGAUAUAAAUAUCGACAAAUUUUUCAACGAAAUGGUCACUAAAGAUGACAAUUAUAUUAUAAGAGGACAAAAGGCAUUUAACAAUCUAGAUCUUAAUGAUCUUAUAAUGGCUAACGGCUCGACAAUUGAUGGCAUCGAUAUCAUGGAAUUAUGGAAGAAUGUCUUGUGGACAUACGGUGAUGAAGAAAUUUCUGGACAAAUUGAUUUCACCGAUAUUGUUGUCGGUAGAAAUCUUAUGGUCGAUGGACUGAUCAAUGGCGUCAAGAUUCCCAGUGAUGUUAUAUUGACAAAUGAGAAUACGUUCAUAGCGUCGGCCAAACAAUUUCUGAAGCCGACACGUUUGGAUCGGACAGAAGUGUUGCAUUCGAUCAAUGGUAUCGGAUUGGUUAACGGCAAUUUGGAUAUCAUGUCUAAGACCCGGGAACAAGUGGUUUCGGGUCCGAAAACAUUCAAUACAAUACAUUUGAACGGUAACAAUCUGGUCCGUGGAACUGUCGAUGGCGUUAAAUUGUCAUUAUUUAAGCGAUUACUUUUGACCCGAAACUCACCGCAACAUUUCAAUAACCUGGAGAUCCGUGGCGACGCGUUUUUUGAUGGCGGACUCGCUGUCCGAUCGACGAUCAAUAAUCUGAAAUUGGAUGAUCUCUACAACAAAGCGUUGAAAUUGACUGACAGUCGUAUCGAUGGCUUUCCACACUUUGAGAUGAAUAAUGUUUUUUUCGCCGGUCUUCAGAGUCAAUCAAUUAAUGGACUGAAUAUUGGCAAAGAUUUGGUGACUAAGAAUACAGCGCAAGUAAUCACUGGCCACAAGAUAUUUGCCAACGGAAUCAAAUUGAAUGACAAUAUUAAUGUCAAACAAAUAAACGGAAUCGACUUUGACUUCUUUGUUGGCGACACUCUACUCAAUAAUGGUAAUCAAGUGAUCACUGGAGAGAAAACAUUUUUGAAUAACUUGUUGGUCAAGAAUUUAAAGACUAAUAAUAUUAAUAAAAUUCCAAUGAAUGACAUUGUUUUGUUAAAUGGAGAUCAAGUGAUAUCUGCGCCCAAAACCUUCACUAAUGUCCAAAUAUAUGGUGAUCUUAAUACCGAAAGCUUUGAUUCUCAACUUAUAAACGACGUUCAUAUGAAAGAUCUGUACGAAAAUACUCUUCAAUACGACAAACCACAGACAGUGACCGCACGUCUUAAUGUCGACACAAUUAUGAUUCCGAAACAAACAAAUUUUGGAACAAAAUCUAUAAAUGGAGUCAAUCUAAGAGCUCUUAUGUCUGAUGCAGUUGUUGUGGAUAUUCCUCAAGUGAUUGUCGGUCCAAAAACAUUUGUAUCGCCCGUUACUAUUAGUGCCGUUAAAUUUCUCGACAAUUUCGAUAAUGUGACCGAUUAUGAGCUCAAACACAACUGGCUUUUGCAGGACAUGAAACAGACAAUCAAUUCUAAUAUUGUUUUUGAACGAAAUCUUAAAGUGGAUGACAAUAUCCGAAUGAAGAAUCCUAUUAUUAAUGGAAUUAAUCUAAAUGUUGUCAAUAAUAGUACCGUAAAAUUAUUUGAAUCGGCAAUGUUUGAGAAGGACACACAUUUUUCAGGACCGGUACACUCAACUGGACACAUUAAACUUAAGGGACGAAUUCAGGGAAUAGAUUUGGACAAAGAAGCAGUUGUUCUCAAUGGUGAUAAUAUAAUUAAUGGACGAAUUCAUUUUGUAACGGGUUUUAGCGGUAAUGAACACCUAUAUGUCAAAGGAACUGUUGAUGGAGUAGUAGUUGAAGACUUGUGCCGUACAACUGUCCGACAAAAUCAACAGAAUUUAUUUGGUCCGACACAAGUAACCGGUAAUGUCUUAAUAAAAGGACCGCUAAAUCUCCGGUCAGAUGUCAAUGGAGUCAAUAUCGAUGAGUUUAUCCGAAGUGUACUUAAAGUUGACGAACCAUCGAAUGUCACGGGAAUCAAACAUUUCCGAAAACUUGUUAUCAAUGGACCAAUUAUUGUCAAGAAAUCUGUGGCUGGAUUUCGUAUCGAAGAUUUUGCCAACAAUUAUAUGAGUUUAACACGCGAUCAAACUGUUGGUUCACAACUGGUUUUUCUCAAUGAUUUAAAUCUUAAGAAAGGUCUUAAAAUAAAGGGAAAUAUUGUGACACAAAAUGCAACCAUCAAUGGUAUUAAUUUGAAGGAAUUUGAUGCCAAUGUUUUGAAGACAUUUGGAGAUCAAGUAAUUACUGGUGACUUUACAUUUGAAAGCGAUGUUUAUUUUGAUAAGGAUUUAAAUGUUUUGAAUAAACGCAUUAAUGGUCUUCAUUUGGUCAACGAUUUAAUGUUAAGAGGAAGAGAUAAUGUGAUUACAGUUCCAAAGAUUUUUGCCGAAAACAUUGUCGUCACUAAUAAUAUGAUCAUAAAAGACGGCAAAACCAUCAAUGGUGUGGAUCUGUCAGAAAUGAUGAAGAAUGCAGUCAUGAAAAACAAUGCCAAUAAUAAUAUCAUUGGACCAAAACAUAUGAAUAGUAUAGAAGUGGAUCACUUGAUAGUUAAUCUUUUAAAUGGAUUCAAUGUCAGCGAAAAAACUUUUCUAUUAAAUUAUGGAAAUCAAGUGAUUAUCGGAGAAAAAAUAUUAAAUCAUGAUUUGAGAGUCAAUGCAGACAUUAUUUCAAAGACUAUUAAUCACAUAAUAAUUGGAGAUUUGGCACAAAAUCUUGUACUCAAAGGAUAUAAUAAUUCAAUUAAUACAAUAAAAACAUUCAAAUCUCCACUGACUGUCAACAAUGUCCGCGCUUUUGGUAAAGUCGAUGGCGUAGAUCUUAACGAACUUCACUACUUUAUUGGACUUCCCUUUAAUCUGAAUGACUUGAAAAACAAACUCGACUUUGAGGACAAACAGAUUGGUUUAGUUCAACAGGCAUUGGAUCAACAAAGCAAUCGAUUGGCUUACUAUGAAUUGAAUGCUGUCAUCCCAUUUGGUCCACCACUUCUGUCGUAUCAAAAUACACGUUCACAACAUCUGUUUAUUGUCGGUCAGUAUCUCAACAAUGGAUGUCAAGAAAUCAAUAUUUACACCAAUACUGUCAGUGGCUAUAAAUUGUUGACAAAACUAUACGCUAUCGAUACCAACAUUAUAACAAAAUUUGUGUCAAAUGGACAUCACUUUGUCAUAGUAGCCAACUCUAGGAAUGUUCACAAUUGGGAACAAUGUCUUAAACUUAACAAAAUGACUCAAUUCUUACAAUUCGGAAGCGGACCACAGAUUAAUCAAUUGUUUGUCUUCGAUGGCAAUCAAAAUUCAUAUAAAAUGAUUGCUUCAAUACAUAGUCAAAGUGUUUCCGAUAUCAAAGUUAUCGAUGAAUAUAAUAAAAAUGCAUGUCUUUUGAUGGCCACACCUGUAGUCAACGGUUUGUUAAGUCAAUCGUCAGUUUUGUGCCGCAAUUUUAUUGAUGGAAAAAUAUUUCUGAAAGAAAUGGUUCCAUUGCCUGGAAGAAAUCAGUAUUCAAUUGUUUCGAGUACUACAUAUAAUCGCACUCUAAUGGCUUCAAUUAAUUCGUGGCAAACAAGACAAGUGAUGUCAGACAUUGUGAUCAGCGACUGGUCGACACAAUUGUCUCAUUUUGAUCAUUCCUUUCAAACCAUACGAUUCCUCAAUCCCUAUGCCAUACAUUUUGUCGAAAUUCCUUUACAAUCAAUGUUUUAUUUAUUUGCAUCGGAAAGGAGUACAUCGCUGACACACAAACCGAUGGUCAGAAUCUAUAGAUAUGCAUUAGGUCUCGACAAACAACUUCUGGAAGUGCAACAAAUCGUCGACACCGAAGUCUUUCAAAUAGAUACGGUCUUAUUGGACAACAAAAGAGUUUUAGUAAUACUGUUGACAACAGAUAGACUAUUAGUCUAUGAAUUGAAGGGAGCGUCGGGUUUCGUCCAAAUCCAUUACAUUGACGCCCAAAAUGCUAACAGUUUUGUUGUGUCCAACUAUUUUGAUCAGUCAAACAAAGUUGUCGGACAUUUGAUUGCUAUUUAUUAUAAAAAAUGUUUCGCCAGAAACAGUGAUAACUGUCUUAAAGAGACACAUGUUUUACAUUCAAAACUCUUUCAUAACUAAUUGUUUUUAAUUUAUAUAAUACUAUAUUUUACUUAAUUGUGAUAUUUUUAGACU